UGUUGUCGCAGAUCAAGGCUUGGAAUACGUCGCUUUGACUGUCACAGUGUGAAAACAGUGCAAGAAACAACGAGGUGUGACUCACACCUCGUUGUUUCUUCAUCGCUUCACUUUGCUCGAUGCGAUGCAUGGAGAUAACCUGCGCCUGCUUGUUAUCUCGGUGACGCCAUGUCGCUGGUUGAAGGUUGCUUCGACAGCUUGUCAAAAUGUCCUAUUCUCCGGAGCAAUGCUCCUAAUGAUAGAGCUGUCGGUUUCCACACUUGAGCACUUCCACCUGGAUUUUCCUCCUUCGCAGCGUUAGACUCGUACGAUCAUGAAGCGACUGGGAGGUUCUUCAUCGGAUGAUGCUGGCGAGCAAGAGCGAGGCGCGCAUCUUCAACUCGCGCAGCGCCACCGCAAGAUCGUCGCUGGCAGCUUCAAGGGCCGCAAAGCUCUGGAGCCGGAAUUUGCCACACCUGGCGUCGUCGGUAAGCUCACGUUGAGCUUUACGACUUCGACGUCAUUGGCAAAACACGCACGAAUCACCUGCCAAUUACCGGACCACGGGUGGACGUUGCCGACUGCUCCACCGACUGCCGUGCUCCACCUACCGUCUCCGAAUGAACCUGCAACAACAACAGCGCUGCCGCAGGUCAAGAUGACGUGGAGUUCGACCACGCGGACGAUGGAAUUCACGCUAUUGAACGAGAAUGUGAUACCUGCCGAUACUCCGUUGAUACUGGUAGUUUCCGGGGUUGGAACGCCCGAGAAGGCGACGCCACAGGGCGAAGCUAUCGUCACGACAUUCGAGAAAUUGGCGGUGAGAAGCACCGUACCGACAUCCACGCGCGGAGGGCAAAUUAUUGACGGCCCUGCUGUAUUUACUUUACCGAAGAUCGUGCCUGGAUCCAUUAGUGGAAAAAAGCGCUGGAGGCCGUUUAAUUGCCGCCCUGGAGCAGUGUCGGAUGUGACGCUGGCGUUUAUAGUUAAUGGAAAAGUUCCUUCUGGAGGAAAAAUGUUGGUAGAGUUGCCGUCCGAUGGAUGGGAUAUGGAUGAACAGCCGAGAGUUCUGCUCCGCACACCAGUGCAUCAUAAUAAACCUCUUACAUCUUCAUGGGACUGCAACCAGCACACACUGGAGAUUUACUUGGGUGCUGAUGGGACGUCAAUCGACACGAAGAUGAGCGUGAUACUCACAAUUGAAAACGUGAAGAAUCCAAAGAAAGAGACAAUGUUCUUGGCUGCGUCCAGUGACGCAGCAACUACAGCAGCCCGUCUUACCACUUUAUCGGCAAGUGGAGGUGUGAUCGACGGUCCCACUAGGGUGGAAGUAGCGCGCAUCAGUGAACUUAGAGAACGGGACUUUGAGGUGCUUACAAAAGUCCUUGAUGCCGAUGCAGCAGACAAUCCUUCGACUGGAGAUGGUAUCCCCAUUGAUAGAAUCCCAGAACUAUUACGACGAGCUGGAUUAACACUCUCUGACGAGCUGUAUCAGAAGCUUGUAAUACCGUGCUUUCCGGUGCGCGAUGCUGUUCCAGUCUCCGAUCCAGAAGUUGAUAAUACAGAACCUGCCAAUACACCGCGCAGUGACAAGUUAUCUCGAGAAGAACUAUUAAAUGUGUUCGCUGUUGUGUACGCACCUGCGUACAAAUAUGGGCAGGAACUGCGUUUGGCUUGUGGACGAGGUCAUCUCGAGCUCGUUCGAGAAUGGAUAAGUCGGGGUUGUAACCCGAACGCUGGUGACGCCACAGGUUGGUCUGCGUUACACUACGCAGCCGACUACGGCCAGCUUGAUGUACUUAAUCUUCUGGUCGAGAUGACCACAUGUCAACAGGAGUACGACAGUAAUAGCGAGAGUAAAUCCAUGACGCUGGAGAUUAACGCCCGGGACGGCCAUGGCUGGACGCCUCUGAUGUGUGCAGCGGCCAAUGGCCACAUCGACAUCAUUCAGAAGCUACUAGCGCUUGGUGCGAGCAUCUUGUUGACCAGUACAGAACACCGAUCCGCCUUGCAUUGGGCAGCUAUUCGCGGCAUGGCUACAGCGGCAUCGCUCCUCCUUGCAGCCGGAGCAGACGUGAACCAAGUCGAUCGCUGCGGCUGGACGCCCCUGCACUGUGCGACGCUGCACGGCAACACCAACUGCGCAACUAUCCUCACCGAUAAAGGUGCCAAGCCAGCGGCGAAGGACAAACUGGACUACGCGGCCCAGUACUACGGCGAUGCCGCCUUCUUCCCAUCCAAACCACUUCAACUUGUAUAAGCUCUUUGACAUGCAUAAUCUGAUUGGUUAAAUUUCUAAACCAAUGUCUGAUUCGUCAAAAUGAUUGCGCAAACGCAUUUGAGUUUUCGACCAAUAGGAUCUAGUUUGAAGUGCACAAG
Phytophthora nicotianae INRA-310 is the source of this 2358-nucleotide messenger RNA. RefSeq lists its product as hypothetical. The record is from RefSeq and is a predicted model, not a curated record. Gene Ontology annotation, cellular component: cytoplasm; nucleus. Gene Ontology annotation, molecular function: protein binding. The transcript has a single exon. Bases 314 to 2239 code for a protein of 641 amino acids. Lineage: Eukaryota; Oomycota; Peronosporomycetes; Peronosporales; Peronosporaceae.